AUGUCGCUUCCAAAAAUCAGCGUCAACAUGACAAUUACGCCUGCGUCCGUCACACUUGGCGUGCCUUGCUCAAUCACUCUGGUCGCGACGCUCUCGCAUCCGACUCCAAUCACAAUCUACACACAGCGAUCAGUGUUGAAUCUUCCUCUGGCUCAAACAGUGAGAAACUUCUACUGCGUGGAUCUUUCCAACAACAACGAUCCCGUAUUCCUAGAGACAAGGAAGUGCACGAAGAGGGCGGGCGGUGUCCGUCGCGAGCUUGGUGGCAGGGACGACCAGUACUUCCACACUCUGGAACCCGAAAAGCCCUACGAGUUCAUUGAUCGCUUCAUCCUAUCAUAUGGCCUGAAUGAACCCUUGGUGGCAGGACAUCGCUACCGCUUUGGCUUCAGCGAGAAACAAACGUCACCAUGUUGGCUCGACGGCACACGCGAAGACGUCUUGCACCUGCCGGGAGAGCACGAGGGAAUCGACAAGGAAUGGGCAAAGGGACAGAUUAUACUCGAUCUGGGAUUGCCGUUCGGAUUCGACGUCUUGGAAGCCGAGGAUUCGGUAAGUCAAAGGGACUGUGUCCCGAAUGAGAAUGAGAAUUGGAAGGCGCACGGCGGGCUUGGCGCGAGUGGACGCGUGCUUUGA
Aureobasidium vineae is the source of this 636-nucleotide messenger RNA. The record is from the annotation of a GenBank genome assembly. Lineage: Eukaryota; Fungi; Ascomycota; Dothideomycetes; Dothideales; Saccotheciaceae.